Messenger RNA from Phalaenopsis equestris, 1695 nucleotides. Its product is annotated as aladin. Gene Ontology annotation, cellular component: nuclear pore. The coding region runs from base 81 to 1436 and encodes 451 amino acids. The record is from RefSeq and is a predicted model, not a curated record. The transcript has 15 exons. Gene Ontology annotation, biological process: nucleocytoplasmic transport. NCBI's taxonomy places the organism in Eukaryota, Viridiplantae, Streptophyta, Magnoliopsida, Asparagales, Orchidaceae. Gene Ontology annotation, molecular function: protein binding.
UCAUAGAACGCACAAGACUUCCUCUUCAAGUCAUAUUCUACUCUUUCGAGCAGCAAUUCGCCUACCGUUAGUUGAAAGGAAUGCCUAGUUUUCCGCAGCGCGGUGAGGUCACUAUCUGCGAGAUCAAUUGCGAUUUGGUAACCGCCGAAAGCCUAUCUGACAAUCGAGCAAAGGAAACCUAUGGAGGAGUACUCGGUUUUGUUUUCAGUCCCAUUCCUUUCCGUGCGGACCCAAUGCCGCCAUCCGGGCCAGCUGCGGAGCAGGAAAGGAAUAACACUGCUCCGAGAAGUGGUUUUGCUGCUUUCAAAGAGAUCCUGAGUGACUCGUUCAAGCGUAUUUUGCUUCCAAGUGCUUUGAAUUUAUCUCCAGACGUUAUUUUCCAAGCGGUUAGUUGGCAUCCACAUAAGCACAUGGUAGCAUGCAUAUCUGGAUCCAAUCAAGUUUUGAUUCGUGAUUACGAAGAUUCAGUGGGGAAGGAUCCUUGCAUCUUGACCAGUGAAGCCCAAAGAGAGAUUAAAUCACUUGAAUGGAGGCCUAAUAGUGGGAAGACACUCUUUGUUGCAUGCAAUGGUGGAGUAUGCCUCUGGUCUGAAUCAUACCCUGGAAAUGUUCCUUCUACGAGGUCUGGAGUAACCUCAUCACUUGGUACUAUUUCACGAGGCUCUGGUAAUCGGUGGACUUUGGUCGAUUUUCUUCGGAGCCCUACUGGUGAACAAAUUAGUGCGAUUUCUUGCAGCCCCGAUGGAAGAUACUUGGCAUCUGCAUCUUAUGAGAGUUCCUCGUUCACCAUAUGGGAUGUUGCCCAAGGUGCAGGAACACCAAUACGACGAGGAUUGGGGGCUGUAUCUAUUUUAAAGUGGUCACCAACUGGAGAUUAUCUCCUAACUACAAUGAGUGAUGGAACAUUCUAUCUCUGGGAGACUAACACAUGGACAUCAGAACCGUGGUCUUCAACUGGUGGGUAUGUCACGGGUGCUGCUUGGGAUCCUAUGGGGCGCAUGGCAUUGCUUGCAUUCUCAGAAUCAAACACAUUAGGUUCACUACACUUUGCUUCAAGGCCUCCAGCGUUAGUUCUUGUUUCCUUGGCAUCAGAUGCACAUCUACUUCCUGUGGAACUGCCAGAAAUUUCUUCCUUGACCGGAAGCUGUGGCAUUGAAAAAAUAGCCUGGGAUGCUUCAGGGGAGCGAUUGGCUUUGUCAUUCAAAGACGGUGAAGAGAUGUACGGGGGUCUCAUUGCAGUAUAUGACAUCAAGAGGACGCCUCUUAUCUCACCAUCUCUGGUGGGAUUCAUUAGGGGUCCUGGAGAGUAUCCCAAGCCACUAGCAUUUUCCUUUCACAGUAAAUUCAAACAAGGGCCUUUACUCUCUGUGUGCUGGAGUAGUGGUUUAUGCUGUACAUAUCCCCUCAUUUUUCGCACACAUUACUUCCUUAAGUGAAGCUGCAUAUAGAUUAAAGACUGGGAAUUGAGCAUCUGAAGGCUAUUCCGAGAAAACAAAGCUUCCAGUUCAUUAUUGACUGUUUUUGCGUGGCCUUGAAGACAGACUAUGGUUUACUUUAAGACCAAAUAUUUGCUAAUGCUUUCUGUACAAUUCAAUCUAUAACAGAUUUUGUAAUUACUCCUCUCAUGCUUAUUUUCUUAAACGAACUUUAUGCUUGAGUUCAUAUUAAAUAAAUGUUCGAGAUAGCACUUGUUCU